AGUGCAGAUAUGCAGAACAGAUAUUUGUGAACACCAGAAACGAAAAUUCUGGAAGAUUCCAGAGGAUGAUAUUCUACCGUAUUUUACCUUCAUUUUAUCUUCGAAUGUCAGUUCGAGAACAUCUACUGUAUCUUGGUGUAAAACUUGUGACAUCGUGAACAUUCUGUAAGAAUUGCGAGCCAAACUUUGAAUAAAGGAAUAACCAAAUUUGAGAACUUGAAUAAUCAAAUCAACAAUGUCGUCGAAAACUGACGAAGUGAAAUUGGACAUCGAGGAGCUCAACAGCUUACUCGAACAGGCUCGUAGACAACGAACUAAAGACAUAUUAAUGCUAGAAAUUAGAAGACUACAGACAGAAUUGGCAAGGUUACUUGAAGAAAACAAAAAUGCAGCCAUCAAACCGACAACUCCUUUGUUCAACGGUCCCAAAAAGUGCUACGAAGUGAAAUUGAACAAUUACGGAUGGGAUCAGACGCUUACAACAGUCAAAAUUUAUAUAACAUUGAAGGAUGUUCAUCAGUUGCCCAAGCAAGCCAUCAUCUGCAACUUCACAGACAAGUCUUUGGAUCUGCGAGUACUCGGUUUGGACAAAAAAAAUUAUAACUUGCCAAUCAACAAUUUGUGCGCCGAGAUCGACACCGAGAGGAGUAGUUUUAAAGUGAAGACCGAUAUGAUCGUCGUGUUACUAGCGAAAAAAGUUGCCAAAGACUGGUCUCAUAUCACAUUAGUGGAAAAGAGAAUCAAGGAUGCGAAAUCAUCUGUACCAGAAUUGGGAGAAGAUAGCGAUCCCAGCGCUAGUCUAAUGAAUCUCAUGAAGAAGAUGUAUCAGGAUGGCGACGAUGAGAUGAAGAAAACAAUAGCAAAGGCAUGGACCGAGAGCCAAGAGAAACAGAGAAGCGGUACAAUGGAUUUGUAAUUCCGGUAUUGAUCUACGAGAUCUCGUAGAUCUAAAAGUGUUAGGUAAUACAUCUUGCGUUUUCUUUUUUGCGUUUGAUACAUCAAGUGUAAUAUAAACUUUAUAGUAUUUAAAAUAAAAAGUAUAGAAUUAUAGAAGAACACAUUAUACAUAUUUAUUCUUUCUCAAUAAAAAGAAACUAUGUAUGUAGCAUUAGUGUAACAACAAAUUGUUGACCUUAAGGCACUUUUUUUUAAUACUUUUAAU
Messenger RNA from Camponotus floridanus (Florida carpenter ant), 1162 nucleotides. Its product is annotated as calcyclin-binding protein. Lineage: Eukaryota; Metazoa; Arthropoda; Insecta; Hymenoptera; Formicidae. The record is from RefSeq and is a predicted model, not a curated record. Gene Ontology annotation, biological process: heart development. Gene Ontology annotation, cellular component: nucleus. The transcript is spliced from 2 exons. Gene Ontology annotation, molecular function: ubiquitin protein ligase binding; S100 protein binding; tubulin binding. The coding region runs from base 236 to 916 and encodes 226 amino acids.